This is a messenger RNA of Camellia sinensis, 941 nucleotides long. The record is from RefSeq and is a predicted model, not a curated record. Lineage: Eukaryota; Viridiplantae; Streptophyta; Magnoliopsida; Ericales; Theaceae.
UUGAAAGGCUACUUUUGCGGCUGACCCCAAGGAUUCCUUUUCUCAGUUUUGUUCACAUUUUUAUUUAUGUGCGUGUAUUACAAUUAACCCAAAAUGAUACAUGCUGAAAUUAUGCAGCAUUGUUGUCAAGCUUUUAUUACACAGAUUGUUUUUCCCGUCUUGUGAAGGUACAAUUUUUACGCGACAUAGGUGUUAAAGAAGAUGCCAUAGGCAACAUGCUUGUCAAGUUUCCUCCAUUACUGACGUACAGCCUCUACAAGAAAAUCCGCCCCAUGGUCGUAUUCUUGUUGACAAAAGCUGGAGUCACCCAGAGGGAUAUUGGAAAGGUGAUAGCUUUGGGGCCGUAGCUCUUGGGGUGCAGCAUAGCACAUAAGCUGGAUGCUAAUGUGAAGUAUUUUCUGUCACUUGGCAUUCCUCUUCAAUUAUUGGGUGAGAUGAUAGCUGAUUUUCCCAUGCUACUCCGCUACAAUAUAGACGUCCUUCGUCCCAAGUACCGAUAUUUGCGGAGGAUUAUGGUACGCCCUUUGAAGGAUCUCAUUGAGUUUCCAAGGUUCUUCAGCUAUUCCCUUGAUGGUCGUAUAAUGCCAAGGCACAAGAUUCUGGCAGAGAAUCGGAUAAAUUUUAAACUGCGCUACAUGUUGCCAGGCACUGACGAAGAAUUUGAUCGGAGGGUUCAUGCUGCAGUGGAAAGGCGCCAGAGAUUUGAAUCCGGUGUCGUAGAUAACUACCCUUCUGAUUCUCAAACUGAUGGCUCCAUAGAGAGGACUUUGGUUGAUUUUUCUGUAAAUGAUUAUUCUUCCUCUGAUAAUCAAACAGCUGAGUGCUCAACGGAAAGUAAGCAGUUGAGUGCAUCAGAAAACAAGAUUUCUCAAAGAUUGUUGAUUUCAGAAUAAUAAUAAUAAAAUAAAUAAUUUAUAUGAUUCCUGAGUUUCUUUUCUCAA